GGUCCCUUGAAUCACAUGGAUGCAUCAACGGCUUUAUUGAUCCUAUCGGCCAUUGCAGGCUAUUUAAUAUGGUUCUCAUUCAUCGCUCGUCCUCUAAGAGGUCCACGUGUCUGGCCCCUAUUGGGGAGCGUCCCUGGCCUCAUCCAAAACGCCAACCGCAUGCACGAUUGGAUCUGCGAAAACCUACGCGCCUGCGGCGGCACGUACCAGACCUGCAUCUGCGCCCUCCCGUUCCUCGCCCGCAAGCAGUGUCUCUUCACUGUCACGUGCGACCCAAAGAACCUAGAGCACAUCCUCAAGCUGCGCUUCGACAACUACCCCAAGGGCCCCACCUGGCAAGCCGUCUUCCACGACCUACUCGGUGAUGGAAUCUUCAACACAGAUGGAGACACCUGGCUCUUUCAGCGUAAAACCGCCGCACUCGAAUUUACCACCCGAACCCUGCGCCAAGCUAUGGCUCGCUGGGUUACCCGAGCCAUCAAGUUCAGGUUCUGUCCAAUCCUGGCAGCGGCUCAAGCCGAGAACAAAGCCGUCGACCUCCAAGACCUCCUCCUCCGGCUCACGUUCGACAACAUAUGUGGCUUGGCUUUCGGCAAGGACCCUCAGACACUCGCCAUAGACCUUCCAGAGAACACCUUUGCGGUGUCGUUCGAUUGCGCUACAGAGGCCACCCUGCAGCGCUUCAUCCUCCCGGAGAUCGCGUGGAAGUUCAAGAAGAUGCUCGGGCUCGGCUUGGAGGUGAACUUGAGCCGAAGCCUCAAGAACAUUGACCAGUACCUAUCGGAAAUCAUCAACACGCGCAAGACGGAACUUCUCAAUAAACAGCAAGAAGGUACGGCUGGGACCCUCCACGACGACUUACUCUCCCGCUUCAUGAAAAAAAAAGAGUCCUACUCGGACCAGUUUCUCCAACACGUGGCACUCAACUUCAUCCUCGCUGGACGCGACACCUCAUCAGUGGCACUCAGCUGGUUCUUCUGGCUCUGCACCUUGAACCCCAGGGUGGAGGAAAAGAUCCUCCUCGAGCUCUGCACCGUUCUCAUGGAGACAAGGGGCAUGGAAACCUCCAAGUGGGUGGAGGAGCCACUCGUCUUCGAGGAGGUUGACCGCUUGCUGUACCUGAAAGCCGCACUCUCCGAGACGCUGAGGCUCUACCCUUCGGUGCCGGAGGAUUCCAAGCACGUCGUCAACGACGACAUUUUGCCAGACGGAACCUUCGUCCCGUCGGGAUCCAUGGUCACCUAUUCGAUCUACUCCGUCGGUAGGAUGAAGUUCAUUUGGGGAGAGGACUGCAUGGAGUUCAAGCCGGAACGGUGGCUCUCAGAAGAUGGCACCAAGUUCGAGGUGCAAGAUUCAUACAGGUUCGUCUCGUUCAACGCCGGGCCAAGGAUUUGCCUCGGGAAGGACCUGGCGUACCUUCAGAUGAAGUCGAUUGCGGCGGCGGUGCUGCUCCGCCACCGACUCAUGGUGGCUCCGGGACACCGCGUGGAGCAGAAGAUGUCGCUGACGCUGUUCAUGAAGUACGGUCUCAAGGUGAACGUGCUCCCUAGGGAUCUGAGGCCAGUGGUGGAUAAGAUCAUAGCAACAGCAAGAUGCAAGGGUGAUGAAUCGUGCGGUAAAGAAGCUGUGACUGUGACCGGUAAUGGCGUAAAUAAUGAAGCCGUUGAAUUGGUGGCUGCUGUUUCUUAAGUUAAAAUCUUAUGCUUAUUAUAAAUUAUAAUUAUAAAAAUAUAUCAAUAAAAACAACUGCUAUAUAUCUAUCUAUACUACUACCAUAGUGUUUUAUUAAACUUGAUUGAAGGUAAUUUAUGGUGGAGCAUAUAUAUGUGGAAAAUAGAUUUUGUGGCAGUAAUUUACUAAUUUGUAAUGGUGCCUUCAUAAGUUUGGUGUUACCAUGAAUUGGAUAUAUAUGGUACUGUGUGUCUCUCCAUAAGCUACUAGUAUAGAGUGCCAGGGCGGAUAGUAUGGCAUAGCCGUCGUGAUUACUCAUUGAUUGAUAUAAUGUCACAUUUGCAUCAACCUAUUUUCUUGAUUUAGAAUUGUACACGCUUGUAUCAAUAUACUUAUAGUUAAUUCGACAACACGUAUAACAAACUGAUAAGCUUGCACAUGA
Molecule: messenger RNA, 2113 nt
Organism: Arachis ipaensis
Lineage: Eukaryota; Viridiplantae; Streptophyta; Magnoliopsida; Fabales; Fabaceae
Gene: CYP86A7
Product: cytochrome P450, family 86, subfamily A, polypeptide 7
Molecular function (GO): heme binding; oxidoreductase activity, acting on paired donors, with incorporation or reduction of molecular oxygen; iron ion binding
Source: RefSeq, a predicted model, not a curated record